AUGCCUGGCAUUCCAAUGAUGGACAGUCAAGGUGGUCCGCCGAAGGUCCGCAAUGAUAAAAUGUACAUCAUUGGGGGCGUUCUUAUCGGCGCUGUCAUAGUCUAUGGCUUUCAAGCAGUAUCGAAGAAAGAAUCAAAAGACGGCAAAGAAAAAAAAGAAUCGAAGAAUGGUGAAAAAGAAAAAGAAACGGAGAACAAAAAACAAGACUCAACCAAGAAGGAUAAAGAAGAAGAACCCGAAGAAGAAGAAGAAUCAGAAGAAGGAGAAGAACCAAAAGAAGAAGAAGAAGAAUCAGAAGAAGGAGAAGAACCAAAAGAAGAAGAAGAAGAACCAGAAGAAGGAGAAGAACCAAAAGAAGAAGAAGAAGAAGAACCAAAGGGCAAAAAGCAAGAAUCCAAGGGUAACAAAUCUCAAGAACCUAAGGACCAACAGCAAAAAUCGGAGCGUAAAGGGGAAGAAUCGAAGGACAAGAAACAAGAAUCCAAGGGCGACGAAUCCCAAGAAUCUAAGGGCAACGAGCAGAAACCGAAAGGCAAAGAAAAGCAAUCAAAGGACGAAGAACCGAAGGGCAAAAAUACUGUUUAUCAAUCAUUUAAUAUGUCUGACAUUGAACGUAUGGAAUCACCACCACUAACAACAACACAAACAUCAAGACCAACAUGUGGAGUGUAA
This is a messenger RNA of Rotaria sordida, 672 nucleotides long. NCBI's taxonomy places the organism in Eukaryota, Metazoa, Rotifera, Eurotatoria, Philodinida, Philodinidae. The record is from the annotation of a GenBank genome assembly.